ACUUCCGCUAAAAGAAAAACAUUAACAUUGGGAUAGAUUAUUGUAUUUGCAGCUGAAUCUGAAUCUGAUUAACAUCGCAAGAUGGGCUGCGUCUAACAAGUCCAUGUACUUCAGUGCAGAUAAUUAGUUUUAAGAGAGGAGUCCACCUGCAACUGACCCUCACAAGUUAGCCCAUUAGUUAGCCAUGGCGGGCCUCCCACCAUCAGAUCUACAACUUGUAGAUUCUACCCUGGACCCCACUGCUGGGGAAUUUUCAGCAAUGGACACCUCGUCAUUUCCAGAACUUAGCACCUCUUCCUGUUCGUCCUACACCUUGAGUCCAGAAGGAACAUACUGUUAUGGAAAUGAACGCAAGGCGUUGGCUGACCAAACUAGGUUUUUCAACAGUGAAAUCUUGAGCGAUGUCAUUUUGAAAGUCGGAGAGCAAACCUUUUAUGCCCACAAACUGAUACUGAUCAAAACCAGUGAUGUCUUUGAGAGGAUGUUUAGCUCAGGUUGGAGUGAAGCAAAUUCAGAGUGUGUUGAACUGGUAGAAGAAGGGCCCUGUAUCGAAUAUUUUGCAAGAUUCCUGAAAUUCCUUUAUGGUUGCCAGAUUAUCCUCAGCAAGGACAGCUGUUUACCCGUCUUGGUCUUAGCAGACAAGUACAAUGUCGCAGAUCUGAAAAAUGUGUGCGUAAGUUUUGCAUGCAGCAGCAUAAUCCCCAAGUUGCAACUGAAACAAGUUUUCCAUACCUGGUUUCAGUAUGCUACAAAAUGUGACCACAAGCAGCUGGUGUCUGCUUGUAUUUUGGCUUUGUCAGAGGAGAUGAGUGAAAUCAUGUUGUCCGGGGAAUGGCAACGUGAAUGGGAGGAAUUGGACAAAAACCAAUUAAUUGAAAUUCUGAAAAGCUCAGAUCUCUGUGUUACGGAUGAGUAUGAGGUGUGGCAAGCAGUUCUCGCCUGGGUGAAAAGUCCUCAAAAGUUAGAAAGAAGAGAGAACUAUCUGAAGGAGAUUUUACAGUAUGUUAGAUUCCCAAUGAUGACCCCUGACCAGUUGUACUCUAUUGAAAAACAUGUAAUAGCAGAAACUUAUGGUGAACUGUUUCAAGAAAAGUUCAUUGAGGCAUACAGAUACCAUGCUCUUUCUAUCAGCAAAAGAGCAGAUAUCAAGCUGUUCACCAAUUCCAACUAUUUACUUCGAAAUUACACCUCUCUGCGUUGGGAUAAGAGGCUAAAACUACAAAAUUAUGGAUCUUGCCCAAAAUUUUCUGAGCACAGUUUGAAGUUUUCCACUAGAAGUUCGUCAUUUCCGACACAGACCUGGGAUUGGGAGUUGAGAGUCUAUCCAAAAGGAUUCUCUCAAACAAGUGAUGACUUUCGCUGUCUUCUGUACUCCAACUUGUUACUUGAUCAGCCCAGACCUGUGGAGUUCAUGGUCUCAGUUGUUAACAAUACUCAGAUUCUGUGCACAGUUACCGGAAAGAAGAAUUUCUCUAAGAACAGAUACACUGUAGAUACUGAAAUUGAUAAACAGAUAUCUGUGUUUGAUUUAGAAUCUGGCAAUUCCCCUUAUUUAAUGGACGGAUCUCUAGUAUUUCAGGUUACUUUGCAACCGGUUAUGUGAUUAGGCAGAGGUCAGUGCAAUAUUCAGGACAAUAAAGUUGGAAAUGAAAUUUCAAAUUACAAGUCACGGAAAUUAUUGACAAAAAGAUCAGAGGGAAGCAAUAAAUGAUUCCAACCAAGAUGUUAAAUACCAAAAUCUCUCAGGCUUUGGUUUUCAUCCAUUGCAGCUGCAUUAUUUGUUUGUUAACAGUGCAACUAAACUGAGCAUUAAUCAAUAAACAAAGAUGAUUCUGAUAUCAUUUAUUUAAAUAAAAAUUGUAAAUACUCCAAUAUGUAUAAUGAAAUGAUGAAAAGUUGCUUUAUGAAUAAAUUAAACUACUUUUGUCCAUUGUGAAAUGUUUUAACGAAGUUAUCCUACUGAAGGUUAUUUAUUACCUGCAUACCCAUGCAGUUUUCAGUUGGUCUUGGAAUCCACAUAAUGACUGAGUCAGCUGAAUCUCUUAAACCUAGGUCCCAACUACGUUUUGGACGCACGGUUUUUAGGUUCCUUGCGUCCGU
Messenger RNA from Lingula anatina, 2100 nucleotides. Its product is annotated as BTB/POZ domain-containing protein 17. Gene Ontology annotation, molecular function: protein binding. NCBI's taxonomy places the organism in Eukaryota, Metazoa, Brachiopoda, Lingulata, Lingulida, Lingulidae. The record is from RefSeq and is a predicted model, not a curated record.